AUAUGUAAUAAUAUGUUAUUAAAAAUAGGUACAUUUCGUUGAAGCCGUUCGGUACGUGGGUGUGAAAAAAAAUUGCGGCAGUUUAUUUUCGUCAGCAGCCGUUCGCCGUUGAAAUUUCAACGGCGUCUCCGUCCGUGCAUCUGUUCUAAAUGCGAUUUCCGUCAAACGAACACGGCGACGGGUGUACCGUUCGGGCGCAAAUUUACACCGUUUUAGGAACCCCUGGGACACCAAUUGUUUUCCUACGGUUGUGGAAUUCGUGUUUGUGUGUACGUAAAUAAAACAUAUAAUUUUUGGUGACAAUUAAAAACACAUUCCCGUUGUUGAGGAAUAUCGAGCGGCCGCCCGAUCUCGAACACUGGCUAUACGCGUUGAUGAACUGCGGCACGUCCAUCGCCUCGGCCACCGCCACGACCAACUGCGUCCACCGUCAGCCCAGCGCCGCCAAAUAGGUAGUCGUAUGACAACAUUACUGCACAGCCGUCGACGUCUGUAUAGUAGGCGGUGACCGUUGUCGUCGUAAAACCGAUCCGAAAAUAGUUGACGGGCGUCUGGCCGAAUCGGUGUACAAAACACCCUUGGCGACUUAUGUGGUGGCCGACAUGAAAGAGCUGAACCGGACGGCGUCGACAAAAAAAAAAUCGCCCAGCAACUCUAAUGGUAUGAUAAAAAAAGUGUCGUCGCUGUUCAGCCUAGACGCACAGAUGAACGGCAACACGAAACCCGAGUGGAUCGUCGACGAGAUCACCUUGGAGAGGGGCGACUCGGGUCUUGGGUUUAGUAUAGCGGGAGGUACAGACAAUCCGCAGACGGAUGAUGACACUUCGAUAUUUAUUACAAAAAUUAUUCCCGGCGGUACAGCGUAUAGGGACGGCCGAUUAUGUGUAAACGACAUCAUUACCAAAGUAAAUGAUACUCCUGUAGUUGGCGUCCCCCAUUCGACCGCUGUAAAUGCGUUAAAAAGAGCUGGACAUACUGUAACGUUAUGUGUGAAACGCAAAAAAAUGAUUUUUCCAUCUGGUCCAAAUAUAAUGGAAAUAGAGCUCAGCAAAGGGACAAAGGGAUUAGGAUUUAGUAUUGCUGGUGGCAUAGGAAAUCAACACAUUCCCGGUGACAAUGGAAUAUAUGUUACUCAAAUCAUGAGUGGUGGUGCAGCUCAAGUAGAUGGUAGACUAAUGGUUGGUGAUAAACUGAUAGCGGUCAAAAAUACUCUACUCAGUGAUCGUAUAUUAGAAAAUGUAACACACGAAGAAGCUGUCCGUACAUUAAAAAAUACUAGAGAAAAAGUUUUGUUGGUCGUUGGCAAAGCUGAACCCAUAACGUAUACCGAUUCCAGUUCUUUUCCCAUGACUGAAACGAUUCCAAACUCUUACUCAACUGACACACUAAAUACUGUUAAAAGUUACGAGAACAUGCAAAACCACGAUGAAAGAGUAGUGGUAUUACAUAAAGGUUCUGGUGGCUUAGGAUUCAACAUUGUUGGCGGUGAAGACGGUGAAGGUAUAUUUAUAUCGUUAAUAUUGGCUGGUGGACCAGCUGAUCAAACAGGGCAGCUUAAACGAGGCGACACCAUACUAAAAGUCAAUGAUGUCGAUUUAAUAAAUGCGACUCAUGAGGAAGCAGCAGAUGCCCUUAAGACUGCUGGACAAACUGUUGUACUAACUGUUCAACAUCGACCUAAGGAUUAUAAUAGAUUUGAAGCCAAAAUACACGAACUAAAAUCUCAACUAGCAGCUUCGACUGGUACAUUAAUGCGUACUACUCAAAAGAAAACGCUCUAUGUUCGAGCUCUGUUUGACUAUGAUCCCUCGAUAGAUGAUGGUCUUCCAAGUAUCGGAUUGCCAUUCAAAUAUGGUACAAUAUUACACGUUACUAAUGCAAGCGAUGAUGAAUGGUGGCAGGCACGUAAAGUUCUAGCUACUGGCCGAGAAGAAGGCAUCGGCAUUAUUCCAUCUAAACGGCGUUGGGAGCGCAAGCAAAAGGCUAGAGACCGGUCUGUUAAGUUCAGAGGGAACGAGAGCAAAAGCCUAGACCGUUUGUCCACAUUAGAUAGAAAAAAGAAAUCAAUGACUUUCAGCAGAAGGUUUCCAUGGGUAAGAAGAGGUAAAGAUGGUAAAUAUGAAAAUGGAUUGGACGAUAUGGUUUUGCAAAGACAAUCGAGAGAGAAUAUUUGUGAAAAAAUUGAAGAGACGCCUUCUUAUGAAGCAGUUGUACGCCUUCAAAUUACAUACACUAGACCCGUCAUCAUUCUUGGACCUCUCAAGGACAAAAUCAACGACGACCUUAUAUCUGAAUAUCCGGAGCGCUUUAGCUCUUGUGUUCCGCAUACAACUCGUGAAAUAAGACCAGACGAAGUGGACGGUCGUGACUACCAUUUUGUUAAAUCACGAGAACAAAUGGAUCUAGAUAUCCAGAACCAUUUAUUCAUCGAGGCUGGACAGUUUAACGGCAAUUUGUAUGGAACAUCAGUGUCGUCUGUUCGCCACGUAGCAGAAUCAGGUAAACAUUGUAUACUAGAUGUAAGUGGAAAUGCCAUUAAACGUCUCCAAGUGGCCGGGCUACAUCCAAUUGCAAUAUUCUUCAAACCAAAAAGCGUAGAGGCAUUAAUGGAAAUGUGCAAACGUAUGAGCGAAGCAGAAGCCAGAAAACAUGUAGAACGUGCAGCUAAAAUAGAACAAGAAUUCGGUGAUCAAUUUACAGCUAUUGUACAAGGAGAUACCUACGAAGAAGUGUACGAUAAUCUUAAAGCGAUGAUAGAACGACAUUCUGGCCGUCAUAUUUGGGUGUCAUCUAAGGAAAAACUCUAAAAAAAAUUUACAUAAUCUUAGUUGUAACUUUUAGACAAAUUUAUAACGAAAAUCAUACAUGUAAUUAACACAUAAUUGUUAUCGGUGGUGCAAUAUGUGCACGCUAUUGUAUUUUUCAUAAAAUAUUAUUGAUUUUUGUUUCACCACUGUA
Messenger RNA from Adelges cooleyi (spruce gall adelgid), 2958 nucleotides. It is a transcript of the gene dlg1, whose product is annotated as disks large 1 tumor suppressor protein. Gene Ontology annotation, cellular component: neuromuscular junction; neuron projection; postsynaptic density membrane. The transcript is spliced from 5 exons. Gene Ontology annotation, molecular function: protein binding. Gene Ontology annotation, biological process: chemical synaptic transmission. The record is from RefSeq and is a predicted model, not a curated record. NCBI's taxonomy places the organism in Eukaryota, Metazoa, Arthropoda, Insecta, Hemiptera, Adelgidae. Bases 603 to 2807 code for a protein of 734 amino acids.